AUGGCUGAUUACUGGAAAAGUAACCCAAAGAAGUAUUGUGGAGUCUGCAAGUGUUGGAUCCAGGAUAAUUUUGUUAGUGUCAACAAUCAUGAAAGUGGUCAACGGCAUAUAAAUAAUGUACAGAAGAAACUAAAUGAACUUCGGAGAAAUGCCAAGUCAUCAUCAGAGGGGAAAAUGCGGGAAAAGAUAUCUCUCAUAAAUGAUAUGGCUUUUGUUGGGAUGAUGAAAGACAUUGAACAUGAUCCUAGCCUCGCCAAACGCUACGGUGUUGACCUCUCAGGUUUGUGGUUCGUUUGUCUCAUCACCUUACUAGACGAGCAACUUGAUAGCAUGAAACAAAAGUUAAAGGGAAUACAGAAGAAGAAAGAGGAGAAGAACAAAAAGAAAAAUAAGAACAAACCCACACCGGCUGUUGUUCCGCUUCCUCACACGGCCCCGAAGCCCUUUGUUUAUGAGUGGAAGGAAGUCAAGACAAGUGACGGAAAAAUAUAUUACUGGAAUAAGAAGACAGGCGCCACUCAGUGGGAGCGUCCUCAGGCGUCCAUUCAGUCGGCGAACGACUCGGAGUGUGUUUCACACGAGAAGAAAAGACUCGACCAGUUUUUGUUUAAUCGGCUUGUCGAGUUAAGUGAAUCGGGCAGCUCCGAGGCCAGCGCUGCUGUUUGUCAGGCCUUCGGUGCAUCCACUGACAAGAGCCGAAGCCCCUCACCGCCACCUGAUGUAAUGAGCCACGUCAUUAACAGGGCCACCGUGGCAGCGGAUGAACAGGCUAAUGCAGAUCCCAGUGAAUCGAAACGCCCACGAAUCAACCUACUGGGUGAAUGGCAGCCAGUUAUCCCCGACGAGCAGCCACCGCAAGCGGCAGCAGCUGUUGAGGAAGUAUCCAAUCACGAGGAGGCAAAACCAGUGAAAACAGAAAACAAAAUUAAGCUGCGAAUCACGUCUCUGGCCAGCAAGGCUUUCAGGGGCGACGAGGCGAAACUGCAGGAGAUUACUGAGAAGGCCGAACUCCUGUCGCGGUUGUCGGAGAUCAGCGAAGCAAGCCUCUCCUCCGCCCAGCGCCUCGAAUUCAAGGAGAAACAGGCGAGUGUCUCGUCGGCUGCUAAGAAAGCAGUUCAAAAACUUGAAUCGUGCCUCAAACCGGACCCGGAUGCAGCCGAUGCACCAGCCACCUCCCUCCCGCCGCCUAUCACUUUCAAGCGAAAGUCAAACGCAGGCCGGAAUUUCAGAAACCGGACCAAUGACGACUGA
Messenger RNA from Mesocestoides corti, 1251 nucleotides. The record is from the annotation of a GenBank genome assembly. Lineage: Eukaryota; Metazoa; Platyhelminthes; Cestoda; Cyclophyllidea; Mesocestoididae.